Molecule: messenger RNA, 4909 nt
Organism: Malaya genurostris
Lineage: Eukaryota; Metazoa; Arthropoda; Insecta; Diptera; Culicidae
Gene: Regnase-1
Product: probable ribonuclease ZC3H12B
Exons: 5
Coding region: 1312-3531 (739 amino acids)
Cellular component (GO): cytoplasmic ribonucleoprotein granule; nucleus
Molecular function (GO): metal ion binding; RNA endonuclease activity; mRNA binding
Source: RefSeq, a predicted model, not a curated record
AGAAAGCUGAAUUAAAAUUUUGCUACGUCAAACGAAUCGAAAACAGUUGUGCUCUGCUGUUCAAGAAGUGUUGUUCGAGUCGUACCGCGUUCAAAUUUUGAUCCGUGCUCGCGUUGGAUCCGCCUAAAAGUUCGCGUUUUAAUGGCAUUUUAAGUUAACACUGAUCGUUCCUUCAAGCAAGGUUGACCUUUUCGAAGAUCAGUCUGGUUAUCCAAACGAAUAAAAGAUUCAUGCAUUGUUCGAAGAAAGUCAGUCAAGACAGCUGACAGAAAAAAAAGCUUCUUUCAAGCUAUACGUUCUAAAGUGCAGUUUCGAUUAAGGCAAACUCCCCGACCGAGUGUGGUUGCACUCAAAGAGGAUGUUGAUUCGUGCGAGCAAUAAUCGGCCAUCACAGUGAAGGAAAGAAGUCGGCAGCUCAAACAAAACCACCAACCAACGAGAGAAGAGUAUAGUGAAGUGUAGUGUAAAUAUUUUUGUUGAAUAUUUUCAUCCUACCGACGUAUCAAUUGAAUGCUAAUAUAGCGAAGUGCUUCGAUGUAUGCUAAAGUGUACGUGUUUGCCUAUGUGCACAUGGAGUGAUUUGAGUGCGGAUUUGGUUGAGGAAUGAUCCGUUGACGUCACUUACCAUAAGCAGUCGUGGCAAAGAUUGGAAUCCAGAGGGGUCGACGUAAUCACAGCCCGAGAGAGAUAGAGUAAAGAGUAAGGCACUACAAAAGCGUACAUCAAGCAACAAGCAACAUCUCUGGCCACCCAUCGCGGUAGCAAACUCGGAGAACUCGGAGAGAUCGAUUAGGUCGUCAUCAGUUUCCCCCACCCCUCGCCUGAUACGACAGCUACAUACCUGUUCGCGCUUAGUCAGCGCAAACGUCCGAAGCCCCCCAUCAUACGAGAGUUUGUGGCGAACGGGAGGUUUACAUUUUAGUUCCCAUCAUUGGCAGCUCUAUUACGGCAGCAGGUUCAACGGCUCCGGAUCUGUUUUAUCCGUUUGUUGGUGCAAAACAGCGCAGGCAAGGCAAAGGUGUGCUGUGUGCAUUCGGCACUGGGGACACGCGAAAAACCGGUUGGAUCGUCUCUGUGCGCUGCUGAUCUCUACCUGCUUGCGUGCGUCCAGGUGGGGCAGAUUAGAUCGUCGUUUCGUCGUUGAUUCGAACGAGGGCGGCAUCCGAGCAACAGUGAAUGGAUCAUUUGCGAAACGGAUCUUGUAUCUACGAUAAAUAAUAAAAUUAAGCGACUGAAAAACGAGACUUAGAAAGUUCCUAUUUUAGCGAAAGAAUCGGUAGUUGAUAUUUAGUUCGAACGAACGGUUGGAGAAUGCUUAUAACGACCCACUAUAGUCAAAAGCAAUACUUGGAUUCGCUAUGCGUAACGGAAGCGGAAGAUUCCAGUUAUGACAGUGACUGUGAUGGGGAUGACCUGUCUCAUCAGCAGGUGUCACGAACCACCAGUGACACACUUGGACAGGAGUUCGCUGAGUAUGUCUGCCAGUCGGAUCACCAGCAAUUCCAGGACCGAUCACCAGGAUAUACUCAGCGAGUGGAAUUCGCUUUGAAGCUGGGCUAUACAGAAAGACUGGUCCAGGCAGCUCUGCAGCGGCUGGGACCGAAUCCUGCACAGAAUGAGUUACUUGCGGAACUGAUCAAACUAGGUUCCCAACCCGGUAUUAAAGGUGCUACAGAGUUCACGGUUGAUGGUAGUUUGAGUGACCCGCUACUAGCGGGUUCCUCCGAGUAUGGCUCCCCGAGUUUGUCGCUAUCCGUCACGGGGAGCGCUUCGUUGAUUGGCGGCAGUCCAAGUGCCAGUGAAGAAUCUCUUCGUCCAAUAGUGAUAGAUGGUAGUAACGUGGCGAUGAGCCACGGUAACAAGGAAGUGUUUUCGUGCCGAGGCAUUCGGCUGUGUGUUGAUUGGUUUAAAAAUCGGGGUCACAAGGAUAUUACAGUGUUCGUGCCCAAGUGGCGCAAGGAGAGUGCUCGACCGGACAAUCCGGUUAAGGAUGGCGAAAUUUUGAACGAGUUGGAAAAGGAGCGAAUGCUGGUAUUCACUCCAUCGAGACUAGUGGGAGGAAAGCGCAUGGUGUGCUACGACGAUAGAUAUAUUCUAAAGCUCGCUGCCGAGAACGACGGAAUCGUGGUAUCCAACGAUAACUAUCGUGAUCUGGUGCAGGAGAGCUCCGAGUUCAAGAAGGUGGUCGAAGAACGAGUGCUAAUGUACUCGUUUGUCAACGAUCGAUUCAUGCCACCCGACGAUCCGCUUGGUCGUUCCGGACCAACGCUGGACAACUUUCUGCGUGUGCAGCCCCGCAAAGGUGACCCACCACCGCCGUGUCCAUACGGAAAGAAAUGCACCUAUGGAAACAAGUGCAAGUUUUACCAUCCGGAAAGGGGUAGUAUGCCACACAAAUCGGUUACGGAACGGUUGUCGGAGUAUGCCGCCCGCCAUUUGCAGGCUAGAAGUAGUUGUGGUUCUGGAGAAUCCACGGGAAGCACUAUCGGAGGACGCAACGUGGUUCAGGGUAAAUCUCUCAGUGUACCACUGUCCAACAGCAGUAGCGAAACUAGUCCAACUAAUGAUAAACGAAAAGCAUUAUGCCGCACAAGAUCCAAUGUACCUCCAGACAGUAGUAACACUAGUAGUAAUUUAUGCAGCAUUAAUUUGAGUGACCAGAUACAGCAACAAUCACUGCAUCCCCCGCAGCAGCAGCAGCAUCCGUAUAUGCCAGCACAAAAUCGAUCAAACUGGGACCUUUCACCCCUGUCGUUGCCGCAUAACAUAGUCGAUUCCCAAAUAUUCCCUAAAUCUCAUAGCAUAGAAAAUAUCUCUAAGGAGACUUACAAUCAGCUCCAUCAUUCGAAUAGUUACAGUGCAUCACUGUGGAAUCGACAGCAGCAGCAGCAGCAGCAACAACAGCAGGUGAAGUCGACACAAUCUGGACAACCAACGGAUACAUGUGAUCGCAACCAGGACCCCAGUGUCAAUUUACAUCGUAAACUUCAGCGUCAGUUGACGCUUAAUCCGGCCGGAUGUGACCCUCGAAUCUAUCAGAUGCAGCGAAACAAUGCUGCGGCCACUGGACAGCAAUCUCAGCAUCACUCUGCGGUGCAACUAUCGCCUCAUCGACCUCUGGCACCGUCUUUAAGUGGUGGCACUCGUUCCAACCAGGCGGCGCAAUGGGAUUUGCAUCAGAACGUAACUCGCAUUGCAUCAGCACCGGAUCCGUCCCGACCUUGGCACACAGGACCACCACCAGCAUCGUCAUCGGAGCCCCAUAUCAAUCUGUGGCCACCACCGCCUCAGCAGCAACAACAGUUAGGUGUUGCCAACAAUACCAGUUCUGGUGGUGUCAUAGGUUCUCCAAUGCCACCACCACCGAAUCAAACGCAUCAACAGUUGCAAGAUCAGCGACGUCGUUUGCAUUACCAUCUGGCUAGUAUUUUUCCCGAGGAACAGGUACAGACCGUAAUGCAAAUGUAUCCGGACGAAACCAAUCCGCAGAAGAUAUGUGCCGCUAUAUUGUCUAUGUUUCCCAAGAUGUAAGAUUUGGAUGAAUGUUGUGUAAAUACUGCCUAUUUUAAGCAGAGGCAUAAUAAAAUGUGUUAGAUUGGUCAUCGUUUUGCGUACCUCAAUUACGACUAGGCGGUGUGUCCUCUUAGAGGACUUUAACUUUUUUUUCUGUUCUUAUAAAGACAAAAUACUCAGCCAGUGUUGAAACAACUAAUAGGAACACUCUAAUAUUUUAGGUGCCAAAAGUCUAUUCCUCUUUUUUAGUAAAAUCAAGUGAAGAAACACGGACAAAAUGGAGGGAAAAAUCAUUGUUCAAAUUAUUGCUUCCAGUCGUUGAGAGAAUUCCAAUUUUAUAAAUCUUAAAUCUAUUUAAGACAAAUGCAACUUUAUCAUUAAGAACCUGAAAUUCUAAUCUCAAAUACUGCUCUUAAGCACAAUUUCUCUAAAACGCAGCAUUUUUCCGUUUUACUUUUACUGCAUAUGAUGAAUAAUCUUACAUCUCGAUUGUAAACUAUUUAAUCGUUACUUGUUAGUUCUGUUUUUCUGUUGACUAUGUAUAAAUUAACUUAAAUCAUAAAACACUACCAAACAUCUUUCCUCUCAAUUCUCUGUAGAACAUCUUGGAAGUUUUCAAUUUACAAUAUGUACUAGAAAGGUAUUAGUCUAGCUUUAGAACAUGCAUCCGUCUACCAGUUUUAUCAGUGUGUGUUUGGUGGAAUCAGAGCCUUUCAUCUAUCCUGAUUCGAAUGUGAAUCGAAACAGCAACAAUAUAAAAUCCAAUUGGUACGAAUCAUGAUACAGCUUAUUGGAAGCAGUCAGUAACGUAUAUAGUAGACAGCGGAGCCACUCAACCGAACGCUGGGACUCAAACAUUUCGUGUAACUUCAUAUUGAAGCACCUCCGUUACGUUGCGUGGACGAAUUAACUUGUGUAUGCGGCGAACAGCUCAGCUCAGUCGUCUUUUCUCAGUUCUAUCAGUAUUGUUCAUCGAUAUGUUAAAACUUCAGAAAGUGGACUUGCUAACCCAAUUCAUGAAUUCCUUUGAUUCAAAACACACCAUACAAAGCAGAAAUCUACUGCAAGAAAACAACCGAAAAUUUUGGAAAAAAAACACGAACGAAUUGUAGAAAUUCUUUAAUUAAUAUUGUAUUCAAAGACAACUUUACAGUACCAUUUUACUCUAAUAGAUUUGUUCUUAAAGAUAUAAUACCAGGAGUAGACCAGAUGGGCUGAAGGGUAGAUAGUACUUCAUAUGGACAAAUAAAAAUCACCAAGAACGUUAAAAAGCACGUAAAAAGAAUCUAUCUACAUGCUAUGCAUAUAAAACGUAAAAUGUGUAAAUUUGAAACAUUAUAAUGAAAAUGAGAGAAAGAUGAGUUUAAAAAUAUACAAGAUACAUAUUCAGUAACAA